Messenger RNA from Panonychus citri (citrus red mite), 2664 nucleotides. Its product is annotated as epidermal growth factor receptor kinase substrate 8-like. Gene Ontology annotation, biological process: regulation of Rho protein signal transduction; Rho protein signal transduction. Bases 422 to 2338 code for a protein of 638 amino acids. The transcript has 13 exons. Gene Ontology annotation, cellular component: plasma membrane. The record is from RefSeq and is a predicted model, not a curated record. Gene Ontology annotation, molecular function: actin binding. NCBI's taxonomy places the organism in Eukaryota, Metazoa, Arthropoda, Arachnida, Trombidiformes, Tetranychidae.
UAGUAAAUACUUAAUCAAUAACAUAUUAAUAGAUUAUCAACUGUGAUUGUUGUCAUUUUCACCUCAACCAAGAGACAAUUAGUUGUCAAUUAGUAAUCAAUUUUAUCUUCCAAUUAACCGGAUUGUUUGCUUUCUAAUUGUAACAAUUGUCUAUUUUAAUCCUUGUUUGUGACACCAGACCGAAUUCACCUGAACCCUUUCACCUCAACUCAUUCCGACUAAUCAACAAUCGCUCUGCUUUCCAUUACUAACACAACUACCUGAUAAUCAGCCUUCACUGAUCAAUCAUUUCAUUUAAUCCACUUUCGAUUAAGUUUUGUCUCGAUGACAUCGUUAACACAUUAACAUCAUAAUCUCCCAUCAACAACAGUUAAAGAAAGUAUCAAAAUCCAUCAGGAGAGCCUUAAAUUACUGUGACAAAAUGGUUUCUAGACCAAGUAACCAGGAAAACUAUGUGGUUGAACAUUUAGCCACAUUCUCAACAUCGAUGACCUCACAACAACCGAUAACACCCAAAGUGGCCAUUCAGCGUUUGUUUGCUAUGGAAAAGACCUCAGGGAUAUGGACUCAGCGAAUGUUUGUUAAAAUCGAAGGUAGCCAUAUGUUAAUUAUUGAUGUCGAAUCAAAUGAUAUCGUUGAGAGGUUUCCUGUUGCCUUCAUCCAACAGCCAAUCUCAUUCAGCCAUCGAGAUCACAUGUAUGAUAACAUAUUGAUUUUCACUGUCCAACAUCCGGAAGAAAGUCAAGGUGAACUUCAUAUUUUCCAGUGUGUCUCCCAUUCUGCUCAACAAAUAGCUGAAGACAUUUCCAGUUGGAUGAGGAAACACGGCAAUCUCGCCAUCACCGUGGACCAUAUUCACCACGAACCCAAUCCCAUUUCCGUCAAUGUUCACGUUAAAGAAACAGUCAACGCAUUCAACGCUCUUGCAGCUCAAAGAGAAAAGAAACCAGCCUCACCAUCUAUAAGCAGUUCCCCUCAAAGACGGACUCCACCAUUAGGACCAGGACACAAUUCUCGUGACCAUGACUCUAGAUCUGUAACCACGACAAGUUCAAUUGAUUCAAAUCACAAUGCAGCUCCGAGAACCAAUUCUCAUGACCAGUCUCUUUCAAACGAACGUUACGUUUCGAUUCUGAACCAUUGUUUCGACGAUAUCGAAAGAUUCAUCCAACGACUUCAACACGCUGCUGUAGCAUUGAAGGAACUCCAACUUCGUAGUCACAAACGAGGAGGUAAAGGUGCAGCUCAUGGUGGUGAUGGUUUACUUUCAAUUAGAGCUCGAGGGCCAAGCGAAGUUGAGUUUUACGAGAUUCUUGGAAAGUUCAAGUUAGCAUUUAAUUUAUUGGCCAAAUUGAAAGGUUUUAUUCAUGAUCCUAAUGCACCAGAACUGGUCCAUUUCUUGUUUACACCUUUAGCAAUAAUAAUUGAAGCUGCUCGCAUGAAUGGUCCAGUUCCCAUUGAUCCGGGAGCAGUGACAGUCCCAUAUUUAAGUGCCGAUGCCAUUGAAUUAUUAUCUAAUUGUUGCACCAGUAAGGAAACUGAACUAUGGCAAUCGCUUGGUCUUAAUUGGACUCAACCUGUUAGACACCCGAUCGGUCCAUCUUCUCGUCUGGGUCAAGUGUAUCAACCUGUUUUCUCCGAUGGUUGGGCUCCGACUAUAACGGAAAAAGAUUUGAUGGGCUUCCUCUCUUCCUCGGAGACAUCUGAACAUGAAGAUGACGGUUUACCUUUAAGCAGGGAGACGCCCGUCAGAAGAGACCGAUCUGACUAUGGUCGUCACCAUCCUCCGCACUUUGUUGAUAGUGACAUUGAUGAUCACUUAGAGCAUCAUAUGGUUGCACCUCCACACAAAGGUCCUCCUCCACCUCCAUCAGGUAUGCAUCAUGCACGACACCCACCACCUUCACCCAUUGACUCAAUUGAAAGAGACUCUCCAACGAUGGGGCAUCUCAGUGAAUUGGAACAAACAACUUGGUUAAAUGAAUUGCAAGAUAAAGGAGCCAAGAUUGUUCAGGUUUUAUUCCCAAGAACUGCCAAUAAUGAAAAGGAAUUGACUGUUGAAAAAGGUGAAAUUUUAGAAAUAUUAGAUUCAUCACGAAACUGGUGGAAAGCUCGCAAUUCUCGUGGACAAAUCGCUCAUGUUCCCAAUACAAUCGUUGAACCAAUUUCAAGUAACUACCAAUUCAACCGAAGUGAAAGAGGAAGCCGUUUAACAAGAGGAUCUCCUGAUGAAGAUUGGAUCCGUAAAGAGAGACAAGGUAAAAAAGAUUUGUCUGGUGCUUCUUAUCAAGGAAAUUCGUCUCGUAACUCGUCUCGACAUCGCAUUCUACCAAGAUGAGUUGAUUAAUUGUUACAAUUACAAUCAAAUGAUCAACACAAACUUUUCCUAAAGGACCUGAUUCUAUAUUUAUACAAUCUCGAAGCAAAACAAUACUUGAUAUUAUCAUUCUCUGAUCAGUUCUUACGAUUCUUUAACUUUCCAUCUUCAAUUUGUCCGUUCAAAUCGCGAUUUAUUAAUAAUCGAUAAUUAAAAGUUGAUUGGUGCAAAUUUUAUAAAAUAAUUAAAGGGCUCAAAUUGUAUCCAUUUCAAUAAUCAAAUUUCACUUAAAAUAGCCAAUUCUCAAUAUUUACCAUCUUCCAUCAAUAAAGUAUAUUAAUUGUUAA